This is a messenger RNA of Thrips palmi, 3415 nucleotides long. RefSeq names its product eukaryotic translation initiation factor 2-alpha kinase (gene PEK). Lineage: Eukaryota; Metazoa; Arthropoda; Insecta; Thysanoptera; Thripidae. The transcript is spliced from 17 exons. Gene Ontology annotation, molecular function: protein kinase activity; ATP binding; protein binding. The coding region runs from base 272 to 3334 and encodes 1020 amino acids. Gene Ontology annotation, biological process: protein phosphorylation. The record is from RefSeq and is a predicted model, not a curated record.
AACACUGUUGAGUCGAACAACACAAGGAGGUGGAGCAGCAGGAUCUGAGUGAAAUCUUAAUAUUUUGAGGGACAAUGAUCAGGAGUUCCCUUACAUCAUUGUCUGCUUAUUAUUUGGAGGUGAUCGAAGUUGAGGUGAAGCUUCGGAUCGACCACGCCAGUGCUUGCAAUGCACCUGCGAGUGGAUGUUUUGGACCUGUCACCAGUGUGGGGGAAAUGCCUCUGUGAAUAAGGUUGCAAAUAACUACCAAUACCUGUUGAUUUAGUCGGAAAUGGGUCCCUUGUUCCGAAACUUGUUGUUCAAGACUCUAGUUGCGGCUUUGGUAUCGUACUUCAUCAUAGGACCUUCACUUCAGGAAGACAUCAAGGCACUACCUGACUGCAAUACGAAAGCUGCAGGUUUGGAUAGCUUUGUGUUAGUGAGCACCAUAGAAGGACAUCUCUAUGCCUUAGAUGGGAAUGGUGGCGGGUCUGUGCUAUGGAGCAUUGGCACUGGGCCUGGUCCGAUGCUUUCAUCUAGUAUCCAUAAUUUAGAGUUGGCAAGAGAUGGACAAUUUUUACGAAUGAUUCCAUCUUUGAGUGGUGGCUUGUAUCAAUUUAAUGGGGAAAAUGUAGAAGUCAUUCCGUUCACUGCCGAUGAUCUUCUACAAUCUUCAUUCUUUUUCAAAGAUGACCUUGUUUUAACUGGUGGAAAGGAAUCAAGAACAUAUGGGAUUGAUGCUAAAACAGGCAGUCUCUUGUAUGAGUGUUCAAUGCGUGGAUGUGAAAACCUAGUUGGCAAUGUCUCUGAUGUUGAAGAAGUUUUAGUUUUAAAAAGACUUACUCACACUGUUCGAGCGGUGGAGCCACGCACCAGCUUUGAAAGAUGGAACUUCAGUGUUGCUCGACAUAAUGUUAAGCUUAUCCCUGACCCUGCAGCACUUUGUCAUGGAAGUAAACAAGUAUCACAGUUGAAUUUUGAUGUUCGGGUCAUUGUGCCUGAUGGACUAGUGUGUGGCAUAAGCCAAACAGAUCCUAAAAAUGUUCUAUGGCAGCACAAAUUUGACUCUCCAGUGGUAAGUGCUUGGGUAAUGGAUAGAGGGGAACUAAAAGAAGUGGAUCUCUUCAGUGGACUUCAGUGGAAUCAUGACAGAGCUCAUGGUCAUGACAACUCAGUUCCAUUAUCACCAUCUUUAUAUGUGGGCAUGCAUCGAAAACAGCUCUACAUACAAGAAAGUGUGCAGAUGCAGAAGCACUUAGGGGACACUAAAAGUCGACAGAACUUAAUUUCAGAUGAGUCCAAUUACUCACGCAUACCCUGGCGCCCUGUACCUGCAAUCCCUAGCAAUGCACUUGGAUUAUUGACUCAUGUUAAUGAUGGUAGUGAUGAUGGCAUGGUUCCUCAACUAACAGAUGAAUCAAAUCAAGCUGUUCGCACUACAGCCAUGUCUGUACUGUAUGCGUCUUCAUAUGUCAAUGGAAAUGGAUUUUACUUGUACUCUUCUGAGGCUUUCAAGAAAUCGAAACAGGCACAAUGUGGCUUGAUAGAAAGUAUCGAAGGAGAGGAAAGUGACAAUGAAACCUUUGAGGAACAGGUUUCACGACCUGAUGUAAGGCAGCCCCAACCAUCAAAGUUUGAUGAAGAAGCCCAGUACAUUAUAAUAACUUCACUUUGGUAUUGGUGGAAAGAGGUUUUGCUCAUCAGUAUUGGCACUGCUUUUCUCGUGAACUGUAUGCUUCCCCAGGGAUUUCUACAAAUCAUGUGGCUACGCAGGCCUUUGGAACCUGUUACAGAGGAAGGAAAACUUCUUCCCUUCACACACCCUCCUGGCACUGAAAUACCACCUCUAGAAAUAGCGCAGGAGGAGCGCCCUGCCACUCCGAUUCUUUAUAGCUCUCGUUAUUUGCAAGAGUUUCAACCUGUCCAGUGUCUUGGCAAAGGCGGCUUUGGUGUUGUAUUUGAAGCUCGGAAGAAGUUUGAUGACUGCCACUAUGCUGUAAAGCGAAUUUCUUUGACCAAUAAGGAAGAAGCAAGGGAAAGAGUGUUACGUGAAGUGCGUGCUUUGGCUAAGCUGGAUCAUAACCAUAUUGUGCGGUACUUCAAUUCUUGGCUUGAGAGCCCUCCCCCAGGAUGGCAGGAAGAGCAGGAUAAAGAGUGGGCCUCCAUGUUCAAGUCUUCAGGAUCAAUGUAUGAUGAAGCACCAAAUGAUCAGACAAACUAUUCUGAGACAUCAAGCCAAUCUUUCCAACCCUCUCGGGAAAGAAGACUCACAAUUCAACAAAAUUCAAACACUGCUUUUGGCCUAGACCAACAGAAUGACGCAGUGUCAAAAACAUGGAAUGAGCUAAAUGUUAUUCCUAGACGGGACAUAAGUGACUCUUUUAUUGUCUUUGAUGCUUCUGGUGAUGAUGAUGGAGAUGAAUCUGAUGUGGAAGAUGAAGACAAGGAGGAUGAAGAAGAACUGGAUAGAAGGAAAGACAGUGUUAUAUCUGUAGGUAGUUCAUCAACUGGGUCAAGUGCAAAGUUGUUACCCAAUAAAGAAAAGGCAGCUCGGCCAAAACACCUCAGUAUUUGCACUAAUAAUAAAAGAAAUAAUACUACAGUAUCAUAUUUAUUUAUUCAGAUGCAACUUUGUCGAAAAGAUAGUCUCAAGGAUUGGUUACAAAGUACACCCAAAAGGGAUUACUUGAAUAUUAUCAACUUCUUUGAACAAAUUGUAAUGGCAGUAGAAUAUGUCCACCUCAACAAUCUCAUUCAUAGGGAUUUAAAGCCGUCGAAUAUUUUCUUUUCAAUGGAUGGUCAUAUUAAAAUUGGUGAUUUUGGUCUGGUUACCACCAUGUUGGAAGAAGGUGAGGAACAACGUACACCACUAGACUCCUCAAGUUCAUCUGGCUCUUUUGGUGAGCGCCAUACUGCUCAAGUGGGAACAGAGUUGUACAUGAGCCCUGAACAGCGAAAGGGUAAACCUUAUAACUACAAGGUUGAUAUCUACUCAUUGGGGCUCAUCCUCUUUGAGCUGCUUGUCCCUUUUGGUACUGAAAUGGAACGAGUACAUGUAAUGCAAAGUUUGCAUAGGCAGAAAUUUCCACCAGAUUUCUCCAAAACUUACCAAAAUGAGUAUGAACUAUUAAAAAUGAUGUUAGACCACCGCCCAGAGAAAAGACCUACAACUUUUGGUAUUCGAGCUCGUCCUCCUCUUCGAAAUCGCCAGCCUGAAGAGAUGUUGUCAGACCUGUCAGAGGAGUGCCAAUUUGAGCUCCCUGCCCGUCAAAGAUCAUCAACAUCUGUGCACAAGUUGUCCUCCUCUUCGAGCAGCAGUGUGGAGUUCAAUGCACUCACCAACCGGCUCUCAUAGUUUUGUACUAGUCUCCAAAUCUUUGUGAUAUUUCACUGUACUUUAUUCACUGUUGCAGUUUUCCUUAAAAAAAAAAAACAA